AUGGCUGAUAAACCAUUGAGUUUGGCUGAAUAUAUGUCUUAUAUUGAAGCCACCACGAGUUCAAGAUGUUUGAUCGAGGGAGAGGAAGUCCUCAAUGCUGGCCACAUUGUAUUACAUGGUCGAACUGAUUGCAGCCCAACAUCAAUCAAAAUAUGUGCAGUUUGCCUGCAAACUAGUGCAUUGCAGUCCCAUCCACACCAAAUCACUGGUGAACUGAAAAUUUCUAAUGGUGCAGCUAAAAUUUUCAAUAUGCAUUGUACUUGCAAAGCUGGAGCCGGAGGAAAAUGCAAACACAUUUCUGCAUUUUUGAUUUUAUUAACAAGGAAAAAUCUAUCUGAAUUGGAAGACAUUUCCAAAACGCAGUUGAGCUGCAUUUGGACGGAUUCCAAGGAAUCCGUUAAGGAGAAAUAUAAGGCAAUCUGUGUUACAGAAAUGCCCUGUAUUAAACCUAAACUAGGGAAGAAUCUACCUGUUAACAUAAAUUAUGAUUUGAAGAAAACAAUAUUGGAGUCCUUUAUGAAAAAACUCCCCAAUUCAGCAAUUGCAAAGCAUUCGAAAGGACGUCAUAGCGAUGACAGUGCAAACUCUGGUGCAAAUGUAGUUGCACUAGACAAAAAUAUUGCCAUGACAUCGGAAUUUGUGAAGAUUCUAGACAAUGCUGCCCAAUCUGUGCUGAUGAUGGAAAUACAUUCCAUGCCUUCUCUGUUCUCUUUCGCUUGUUGUGAGGGUGUUUUUUGUAACCUCUUGAAUGAGUCAGCAAUAAAACUUCUCAAUGCAACAUCAGUUUUUAUCAAAUCGCAAAGAGUACAAAUUUUGAAUGUAUUCACUUGA
Molecule: messenger RNA, 831 nt
Organism: Ceutorhynchus assimilis (cabbage seed weevil)
Lineage: Eukaryota; Metazoa; Arthropoda; Insecta; Coleoptera; Curculionidae
Source: the annotation of a GenBank genome assembly